UUGUGCUAUCGGAUUCGUACUAGUGACGACUACAAAAAUAAGUUUAAUCAUUUUCAAUUUUCUGAUGGAAAACAAAAACAAUUGUGUAAAUAUUUAUUUUAAAUCGUUUGCCGACAAUUGAUAAGGAAAUAAAUCUACACGUUUGAGGCGAGAGAGUUCGUCUAUAUUGACAGUUUCUUGGUAUCCCAGAUCUGCUAACUGGUAAAGAGAAGGAGAAAAGAGCGAUAACGGGGGCAAUGUCCGGCGAAAAUAAUGAAUAUACAAAAGAAAUUGCAGCCUCCAGCAUACGUUCUGGUUUGGCUGAACUAGAAUUGAAAACGUCACAGGUAUUGCAACGUUUGGAGAAUGUUAAGGCCGUACCCGUUGAAACCCCACCCGAUGGGGCACCGUCAGAGGCAUUGGAGAAUCUAACGUUGGAAGAACGUACUGCCGCCCAACAACAACAGCAACAAAACUCUGCCAAUAGCACCACUACACCCACUCGUGUUGCCCAGCAGUUACAUGGCAUACGCAAGCCUCCCUCAGAAAUUCUCAAAUCAUUGGAACUUCUUAUCUCGUAUUCUGAUUCCGAUGAAGAUCCUGAAUUCCCCCUACCCGCUUUAGAUGAUGUCUCACACCUGGCAUUGAUUUCUCACAGCAUUGUGGCCUACUUGUCACAUUUGGAUGCCAAACAGUUGGUACGUGUUACCCGAAGUAUUGCUGGCGAUACAACCCAUUGGCUGGGAACGUUGUUUCGUUUUAUGGAUCCAUCUAGCAGCUUUCAUAAUGACAAUGCCGAUGCUAUAUUACGUGUGGUACGUUUAGCCAUUGUGGCCCGAUGUCCAGGCUAUUUGGAGGGUGGUAUACCGGCAUUGGCCCAUCCCUGCUUGUAUAUAUCGGAAAAUACAACACCAAUGCGUUUGCAAUAUGCGUGUCGUCAAUUGGGUAUACCCUUGGAUGCAAUCCGCCUAAUACCCGGCAAUACAACAUUUGGUACAAUGGAUUUAUCCGUACUCCAGAGACAAAUACAAAUUGAUCUACAAUCAAAUCGUACCCCCUUGUUGGUCAUUGCCGAUGUGGGCGCCUCCUUGUGUGGUUAUGUGGAUAAUAUUAUGCGCAUGCAUGAGAUUUGUAAGGCAAACAAUCUUUGGCUACAUGCCACAGGUCAUGGCCUGGCGGCAUUGGUUUGUUCUCAAGGUCCGGGGGUGAUAAGUUCAUUGGUUGAUUCAAUAACUUUGUCCCUGGGCAGUUGGUUGGGUAUACCCAGUUUACCCAUUGUGCUAUUGCAUCGCCAGCUUAAUAACUCAGCUCUGAAUGCCUUUGAUCAGGAUCCCAUAUUGUCAAGGCGCCUCAACUCUUUGGCCUUGUGGACAAGUUUACAGGCCUUGGGUCGUGAUGCCAUUGCUGAACGUAUACAUGUAGCCUUUCAAACUUGUAGUAUUCUCUUCGAAAUGGUAUCCGAAUGUGAGGGCAUUAAAGUUGUGAGCCGUCCACCAGGAGCUCAAUCUGGAAAAACAUUAUCCGAUGUAAUAAACAAACCUUUAGAUGUGAAUUUGCUCUUCGAAACAGCAGCUCCUGUUGUGGUGUUUCAAUUCGAUGGAAGUGUUACGGUGACAGCUAGCUCUCCUUCUGACAACAAUACAAGUCAUGGUUCGGAUGAGAUCAAACCCUUAGAGAAAGUCAGUAAUCCCUCAUAUUUUGACCGUUUAAAUUCCUGGCUGGGUCAAAUUCUGCAAAGGGAUUGUCCAAACUUCGAUUUUGAAAUAAUUGAGCAUGCCACACAUGGUACAUGCAUACGUUAUUGUCCACUUGAGCUGAGCCUAGGGGAACAACCGCCUACAGCGAAAAAUCUCGAGAGUUUAGCCCAAAGUUUGGAGACACAUGUGGAUAUCUUGAGGGCCACCAUAAAGCACAAAGCCACAUUUAUGUAUUUGGUUGAGAAAAGUGAUGUUUUACGUUUUGUCAAUCUACCCGAUUGGGCUGGUAUGGGUGGUGUGCGAUUUGUUCCCGAUGGCUGGGAGUCACUGUUAACGGAUCAAGCCAAAACUGAGCUAAACAAAUUAAAUGCUGAUUUGGUGGAAUCUUUGAAGGCAACUGAUAAUGCAUUCUCUUUGGGUGAAGGUCCAGAUGGUCUCAUAUGUGUACGUUUUGGUAUGGUGACCCAUGAAACCGAUGUUGAUGAAUUACUCGAUUUGGUGGUAUCGGUGGGCAGAAAUGUCCAGGAAAAUUCAAGGGUAUUGGAUACGAUGUCGGAAAUUGUUAAGAGGGGCAUUGAGGCAGCCACUGCUGAUUUGCAAAGAGAAAGUGAAGAAAAGCUAUGGCAGGAGGGUAUAUUGCGUCAUGUUCCCGUUGUGGGCAGGGUAUUUAACUGGUGGUCCCCUCCACCCAAGGAAACGGGCAUUAAGGGACGUAGCCUGAAUUUGACCCAGGGUGUGGUCGAAUCAACGGAGAACAUUUACAAAUACCACAUGCAAAUCUCCGCCACGCAUAAUCAACUGCCGGCAAACAAGUCACCACCCACACCAAUGGUACAGACACCACUUAUAGAUCCAGCCGAUAAAGUGCCUCCAGUAUUUCCUACUUCUUCAAAUAAUUCACCGACUUCACAAAAGUCCCAAAGUGGUGAUGAGGCCUCAAAUUCACCAACGAAAACAGCUACAGCUGCCGCCGCAACAACUGGCAACGCUGAUCCAGGACAUAAUCGCAAUGUUAGUCAAAGUAGUGCUGCUUCUUCGGUACCCGAGUUGGUGGCAAUAAAUAAUAGUGCAAUUAAUGGUAGUGAAACAACCGUAACAACAACAACAACUAAUGAAAAUAGCAAAUCAUAAAAUCACCCCCCCCCCCCCCUCAAUUCAAAAAAUAUUUAGAUAUUGAGACUCUCUUUACUUUAACAACUAUCUAUGGUUUUCCGUUUGCGCUUGACACCUUCUUCGACUACUUUGUAACUCUUUUUACCAAUGCCACAAUGCACCUCCCCAUACACAACCCACACCACAGUCAUAUACAAAACUUAUGCUUCCCUGACUUUCAAUGCAUCAAGCUUUACAGUAAAUCCACACUGAAAAAAGUGAAAGAAACAUAAAUGUAUGGUCAUUUAUUAUGGAGGUCCUCUCGGGAUAAUUUUAAUAAUACUAGAAAAAAUACAAUUCACGUAGUUCAUUUUUAAUGGAGCUGUUGGACCAUAAAGGCCAUCAUGGGCAAUUACAAUAUACACUAAACAAAAUACCAAUAUUUAUAUAAACAAAACAAAAAAAAAAAAAACAA
Messenger RNA from Musca domestica (house fly), 3243 nucleotides. RefSeq names its product pyridoxal-dependent decarboxylase domain-containing protein 1-like. Gene Ontology annotation, cellular component: intracellular membrane-bounded organelle. Bases 237 to 2807 code for a protein of 856 amino acids. Gene Ontology annotation, molecular function: carbon-carbon lyase activity; pyridoxal phosphate binding. The record is from RefSeq and is a predicted model, not a curated record. The transcript has 10 exons. Lineage: Eukaryota; Metazoa; Arthropoda; Insecta; Diptera; Muscidae. Gene Ontology annotation, biological process: carboxylic acid metabolic process.